Molecule: messenger RNA, 2433 nt
Organism: Rhizoctonia solani
Lineage: Eukaryota; Fungi; Basidiomycota; Agaricomycetes; Cantharellales; Ceratobasidiaceae
Product: Retrotransposable element Tf2 protein
Exons: 3
Coding region: 1-2433 (810 amino acids)
Biological process (GO): DNA integration
Molecular function (GO): nucleic acid binding
Source: RefSeq, a predicted model, not a curated record
AUGGACAGUUUAGAUAAUUGUGUAGAAUUUGUAUCUCUUGGACUGGAUUCAAAUAAAAAGCCGUUAUUAUACAUCAAUCUAUACAUCCAAAAUUCCCUGGCAGAACCCCUUAGAACCCUCAUAGAUUCAGGAGCCACUUCCAACUUCAUCUCCCCCUCUAUUGUUGAAAAACUAAAAAUCCCAAAAACCCAACUCAAAAAUCCACAAGUUGUGAGAAUGUUAGACAGUACCAUAUCCCAGACUGGUUGCAUUUGGCACCAGGUCCACCUCAUGGUCUUGGCCAAUGGCCAUCCCCACACUGUCCCUUUCCUUGUUUGUCCCAUAGGCAACACCCCAGCAAUUCUAGGCAUGACCUGGUUAAUGGCAGAAGCUCCUCUCAUUGACUGGCAACAGGGACUUGUCACAUUCCCUGAGCAGGUACAAAUUGCCUUGGAAGAAGAAGCCAACCCAGACCCCUUAGCAGAUCUUCCGGCCCAAUAUCACAAAUUUGCCAAAGUCUUUGGGGAAGAGGAAUUCAAAGUGCUCCCACCUCAUAGGGAAUACAAUAUUGCAAUUGACCUCACUCCUGACGCAAAACUCUCCCCUGGCCCAAUUUAUGGCAUGACCAACGCAGAAUCUAAGGUGCUUAAACAGCACAUUGACCAAGAGUUGGAAACAGGCAAGAUCUGCCCUAGUACCUCCUUGGCAGGUGCACCGGUUAUGUUUGUCAAAAAGGCAGGUUCCCUUAGGCUGGUUGUGGAUUACCAGAAGCUCAAUGAUGUAACCCACAAGAACGUAUACCCACUCCCAAGGCAGGACAACCUCAUGGCUAAAUUAAGGCAUGCAAAGAUAUUCACUAAGCUUGACUUACAAUGGGGUUACAACAACGUCCAAAUCAAGGAAGGGGAUGAAUGGAAAACAGUGUUCCAUACCAAAUAUGGGUUGUUUGAGUAUCUGGUCAUGCCUUUUGGUCUCACAAACGCUCCUGCGGCAUUCCAGCAUUUCAUGAACAACCUGUUUAGGGAUCUCAUCAAUGUCACAGUGGUAAUUUAUUUGGACAACAUUCUCAUCUUCUCAGAGGACCCUGCAAAACAUCCAAAACACAUUAGAGAAGUCCUAUCAUGCUUGAUGAAAAAUCAGCUGUUCUGCAAAUUGUCAAAGUGCCACUUUCAUGUCACAACGGUUGACUACCUUGGGAUUGUCAUCUCCCCUGCUGGGUUCUCUAUGGAUCAAAAAAAAAUAGAAGCUGUUACCACAUGGCCCACACCCCAAACGGUUAAACAAGUCCAAGCCUUCUUGGGUUUUGUCAACUACUUGAAGGAAACCCCAUGGUCUUGGGGCAGUCAGGAAGAAGAAGCUUUCCAAGAAUUGAACUCCUUAAUUACCAAGAGCCCAGUUCUCAUCCACUUGAAUCCAGACCUACCUUACUACCUUGAAACAGACGCAUCAGGGGUAGCAAUGGGUGCUAUCUUGAGUCAACAGGGAGAAGAUAAUUGCUUACAUCCAGUGGCUUACAUGUCAAAAUCCUUCUUGGGGGCUGAGACUAACUACAACACCCAUGACAAGGAACUACUGGCUAUCAUCAAAGCAUUAGAGGAAUGGCGCAUCUUCCUGGAAGCAACUGACAAGCCAAUCCAAGUCUUUACAGACCACAGGAACUUGGAAUCUUGGAUGCAAGCUCAGACAUUCAAUCAAAGACAUGCACGUUGGUGGAUCUUCCUGAGUGAUUUCAACUUUGAAAUUCACUAUCACCCAGGGAAGCAAUUGGGGAAGCCCAGCACACUAUCCAGACAAUUGGACUACAAGGAUGAUCCCCAGGGACCAGAGAUCAUGCUUCCAUCAGAAGUUUUUGCAAAUACAUUGGAAGAAGAACUUGAGAUUGUCACAGAAAUCUGCAACAGGCUGAGAGAAGACCCCUCCCUUGAACCAAUUAUCCAAUUCCUAACAGAAGAUGCUGACAAUGCUCCACCGUCAAUUUACUCUGAGCCCCUGAAGGAGCGGUUACUAAGGGAAUUCCACAACUCACCUCUGGUGGGACACCCAGGUCAGCAACAAAUGCUGGAACUACUCAGUAGAAGCUACUGGUGGCCAGGGAUGAAAUUCUUGGCCAAGGAAUGGGUUGAGUGCUGCCCCAUGUGCCAAGCCAACCGUUGCCCCCAUGGACCUGUCAUAGCCUUGAAACCCUUGGAAGUCCCACCAUUCCCAUUCCAUACCAUCUUGUACAACUUUAUCACUGGGUUCCCCAAGUCUCAGGGUCAUGAUGCCAUCCUUGUAGUCAUAGAUUCCUUCUCAAAGUUUGGCCACUUCAUCCCCACUUCAAAGAAGGUCACAGCAAAGGGCCUGGCAGACUUGUUUGUCACACACAUCUGGAAACUCCAUGGGCUACCAGUCAAAACAGUAUCAGACCAAGGAACAACAUUUACUGGGAAAUUCUUGAGGGCUCUCUACCAAUGA